Seminavis robusta is the source of this 705-nucleotide messenger RNA. The record is from the annotation of a GenBank genome assembly. Lineage: Eukaryota; Bacillariophyta; Bacillariophyceae; Naviculales; Naviculaceae.
AUGGUCGCCUCAUCAUCCAUUGAGAACAGCGCUAGUAGAUGGCCUUUGGUCGUCGCAGUUGCAGUAUCGCUUGCGACUGUCGAAGGAUACACUAUUGCUGUGCCAUUAUCCAAGCCAUUAUCUACAGGUUUCUCUGUACUCAGUGUAUCUGAUACGGGUGUAAAAAUCUCGCCCCCCAAAGAUGAUGUAUUGGAUCCCUUUGAUGAGCUCCCCAGCAACAUGUCAUUAAUAAAACCAAGCAGACCGUGUGGCGUGACAUCCACUCAACAACCCUGCAGAGCCACUUAUGACCUUGGGUUGGGCAAGAAUGCUCCUGUUACUCACUCAUCUGGCAGCAACUUAUACACAGCCGAAAGCGACUCUAGAGUCCUUGAAGCCACCAAAUACUGGAGCGAGUAUGAAUCAGUGAGGGAGUUUCCUUCUCCACAAAGUCAACAGGUAGUUGCGUACAGAAGUGCAGUGCCAGAAACCAACAAGAAAAUGAGAAAGACUGUUCUACUUCAUCCCAAACGAACAAUGCAAGAUUCGUUGACCAUUGUUCCUAAUGCUGCCAGGCAAAAGCUACGCACCUCAACCGGCCAACCAGUGCCGAUGAUGGUCCAAUCCGACGCAUCUCAAUUGGAUGUGAAUUCUGUUUGGGUGGAAAUGCUCAUCCAUUCAGAACAACAAAAGCAAGAAAAUGAAUUGUACAUGCAUGUGGGCUGA